Molecule: messenger RNA, 2490 nt
Organism: Medicago truncatula (barrel medic)
Lineage: Eukaryota; Viridiplantae; Streptophyta; Magnoliopsida; Fabales; Fabaceae
Product: DEAD-box ATP-dependent RNA helicase 3, chloroplastic
Exons: 7
Coding region: 18-1943 (641 amino acids)
Cellular component (GO): cytosol
Molecular function (GO): nucleic acid binding; RNA helicase activity; zinc ion binding
Source: RefSeq, a predicted model, not a curated record
AAGCUCUCACAACGUGGAUGUUUAAAAGAACAUCAUUUGCUUCAUUAGAGAGUGUGCGGCCUUAUCCAUCAUUCUCCUCUCACAGCAAACCCAAAAUGGCUUCUUCCAUCGGAACUUCUUCCAUAAACAAAACCCAACUUCUCAAUACACCAACUUCAUUUUCACUCUACAACACCACUUCUCGUCUAAACACCCUUCUCCGUCUCCGUCCUAACCACAAAACCCCAACUGUUUCCUUCGUUAUUUCUGCUAUUGCCACCCCCAACGCUCCUAUCCUCACCCCUCAAGAAUCCUUCAAGGGUUUUGCUUUCGAUGACGCUAACGAUGUUCCUGUUGCCGUCAGCAAAAACGAACUUGAUAUUUCCAAGCUUGGUUUUCCUUCUCAGCUUGUUGACUCGCUUCAGAGACGUGGAAUUACUAGUCUUUUCCCCAUUCAGAGAGCUGUGUUGCUGCCUGCAUUAGAAGGCAGAGAUAUCAUUGCCCGUGCAAAGACCGGGACUGGAAAGACAUUAGCAUUUGGAAUUCCAAUUAUCAAGGGUCUCACUGAGAAUGAACAAAGCAAUAUGAUGAGGCGGUCUGGUCGGCUUCCUAAAGUACUGGUCCUUGCACCCACCAGGGAGUUAGCAAAGCAAGUAGAGAAGGAGAUAAAAGAAUCUGCACCUUAUUUAAACACAGUUUGUGUUUAUGGUGGUGUUUCUUAUGAUAUUCAGAGGAAUGCACUUUCACGCGGUGUUGAUGUUGUGGUUGGAACACCUGGGAGACUAAUUGACCUCAUAAAUGGGGGAACCCUUAAACUUGCUGAAAUUCAGUAUUUGGUACUUGAUGAAGCUGAUCAGAUGCUUGCUGUUGGGUUUGAGGAGAGCGUCGAAGAAAUUUUGGAAUCAAUCCCAUCUCAGCGCCAGAUUAUGCUUUUCUCUGCAACCAUGCCGGGUUGGGUCAAGAAGUUGUCAAGAAAACAUUUGAACAAUCCUUUGACUAUUGAUUUGGUCGGUGACAGAGAAGAAAAGCUUGCUGAAGGGAUCAAACUUUAUGCUGUAUCAGCCACUUCAACAUCAAAGCGGAGAAUUCUUUAUGGUCUUAUAAGUGCCUAUGCAAAUGGUGGGAAGACCAUUGUUUUCACACGGACAAAAAGGGAUGCGGAUGAAAUAUCAUUGUCACUAACAAAUAGCAUAGCUUCUAAACCACUACAUGGUGAUAUCUCUCAGUAUCAGAGAGAGAAAACAUUGAAUGGUUUUCGGCAAGGAAGAUUCACAGUCCUUGUUGCUACCGACGUUGCUUCUCGUGGACUAGAUAUUCCCAAUGUUGAUUUGAUUAUACAUUAUGAACUUCCCGAUGGUCCCGAGACUUUUGUACAUCGCUCUGGUCGUACUGGACGUGCAGGAAAAGAGGGUACAGCUGUUGUAAUGUACACCACUUCCCAGAAAAGAACUGUUAUAUCCUUUGAGCGCGAAGUAGGCUGCACGUUUGAAUUUAUUAGUCCACCACCUAUGCAAGAUUUACCCGAAUCAUCUACCAGGCAAGUUGUUCCUACGUUUGAUAGAGAUAGAAGUAAUUAUAGAGGAUCUAGGGAUCAAAGUGGUUUUAGAACCGGUGGGGAUGACUGGCGAACCGGAGGUGGACGAUCAAGUGGGUAUUCAUCAUCAAACAGAUCUUCGUCUUCAGGUUCUAGGGAUCAGAGAGGUUUUAAAACCGGUGGGGAUGACUGGCUAACUGGAGGUGGACGAUCAAGUGGGUAUUCAUCAUCAAACAGAUCUUCGUCGUCGUCAGGUUCUAGGGAGAGAGGUUUUAAAACCGGUGAUGAUGACUGGUUAAUUGGAGGUAGACGAUCAAGCGGGUAUUCAUCAUCAAACAGAUCUUCAUCACCAAACAGGAGAGGUAGUUAUGGAGGGGCCUGUUUUAGUUGUGGACAACCUGGGCAUCGGGCGUCAGAUUGUCCCAAUUAACGGGACUUCUCUUAGUUGGAACACAUUCAAUUUUGGCGUCGCCUUGUUCAAGAAUUCAGCUGCAUCUAGUGAUGGCCUAAGUGGUUCAAGAAAUUGAAAGGUGCUUCCCGAAAGAACUACAAAUCAAAGCUACUUUACAACAUCUUUCCUAUUUAGUAAUCUCCAUAGAGGUUCCCGCAUUUGAUAUCAGACUUUUUUUUUUCUUUCUGUCUCCGUGAUGUGAAACUGAUUUAGCGUUUGUGUUGGGGCAAUGAUAUUCGGCAAGAGAACGAUAAUUUUAUGCUGCUGAUUUGUCUGCUCAGCCAUCUUUCAGAAAAAGACAAGAAUAGCUUUUGUAGAAAGAAUACGUUACCAAUCACUCUAUAGGAAUAUUAGCUAUCAUAUAAGUUAUGUCCUGUAUAAUUUUCUUUCAAACAAGCUUGUCUGUAGUACAAAAAUGAACUCUAAAUUGUUGUUUUUGGUCGUCGUAAUACCUGCUCACGAUGCACAUGGACCAUGUGUUUGUUUCAAAGUAUGCAAUAUAUUUAUCAGAAAGUGAGUUUGUGAA